AUGACAAAUAAGAAACAAUUACAAAAGGAAAUUAAAGACGAAGGCUAUGAAAGUGAUAAUCCUAGUCGGAAUAAUCGGAAUAAUAAAAACUUAGUCUCUAAUAAAACCACUAAGCAAUUAGAGAAGGAAGUAAAAUUUUGGUCUCAAACAGCCAGUAAUCAUUUAACUAACCUUCAAAGGGAACAAGCCGAAAAUGAAAACUUAAAGGAAGAGAUAAAAGAGUUAAAAAAGCAAAAACCAACUAAAACUCAGACAGAAUUAGAAAAAGCCCUUAUAGAAGCCAACCAAAAAAUAAGAGACCAAGCCAAGACUAUUCAGGACUUAACUGGUAAAAAUAGUGAAAUUAUUAAGAAAUUAGAAAGUAAAAUAAAAGAACUAAAUAAAACUAUUCAAGGCUUACAAAAGCAAGUAAAAAACAAGGAAGAAGUUAAAGAACCAAUUAAUAAAUCCUUCUUCUGUGAUGAACCCGAACUCUCUUUUAAUGAAUGGAAAAAGAAAUUCCGGCAAGAACACCCAACCGAAAAACCUACUUUUCAACUUUACACUAUUGAAAGAUUAGAAAAAAGAAAGGAGCAAAUAAUUAAAGAAAUCAAAAAAACGAGUGGAGUAUUUAAGGAUAAAUUAAACUUACGAUUAACUUUUACCGAAUGCCUAAUUGAAGGAUUUAAGAAAGAAAUAACCAUGUGUGAAGUUGGUAAUCCUGAGGAAAAACUGCCUUUGGAGGCUACGGACGAAGAAUUAGAAAAAGCCUCCUUUUGA
This is a messenger RNA of Paraglomus brasilianum, 759 nucleotides long. Lineage: Eukaryota; Fungi; Glomeromycota; Glomeromycetes; Paraglomerales; Paraglomeraceae. The record is from the annotation of a GenBank genome assembly.